AUGGUCCCUCCCUCCCCUUCCCUCUACUUAGGCCCCCCCAAUGCCCCGGUCCCUCACUUCCAGCUCCCGCUGGUCCUUCGGCUUCCUGAGGCCCUGCUCGGCCCCACCUGCCAGGACACCGGCCGCCCCGCCCCCGCAGGGCUCGUCCGAGUCCCGCAGCCCCGCGCCUCGCAGCCGCCGGGGGCUCGUGGCUCCUCCGUGAGGCCCGCUUCCGGUGGGGCAAGGGCGUCUCCGCGGCGGCCCGGCUCCCGUGCGCUCAGCGCCGCGGGCGGAGGUCAGAUGCAGGCGGAACGAGGAGCCCGGGGAGGCCGCGGGCGGCGGCCCGACCGCGAUCGGCCCGGCGGAGACCGUGACCGGGACCCAGCGGGAGCGGCGGUGGCGAGAGGCGGCGGCGGGGACGGAGGCGGCCGCCGGGGCCGCGGCCGGGGCCAGGGCUUCCGCGGCCGAGGCCGAGGAAGAGGCGCCCCCAGAGGCGGCCGCCGGGAACAGAGAGGCCGGGGUGCCUGGUUCAGCGCACCGGUUGAAGAUGACAGUGAUGCAGAGACCUGUGAAGGAGAGAAUGAUGACCAGGGCAAUUAUUCUAAAAGAAAGAUCGUCUCUAACUGGGAUCGAUAUCAAGAUACGGAAAAAGAGGCUGAUAAUGAAAGUGGAGAAUCCCAGAGGGGCACAGAUUUCAGCGUUCUCCUUAGCUCUGCAGGGGACUCCUUCUCACAGUUCCGGUUUGCUGAGGAGAAAGAGUGGGAUGGUGAAGCUUCAUGUCCAAAACAGAAUUCAGCCCUUUAUGUGGACUGUCAGUCACUGGUUCAAGCUCUUCAAGAACUGCCUCUCUCACUCCGACUCAAUGUUGCCGCGGAAUUGGUCCAGACCACGAUUCCUUUAGAGCUGCCUCAGGUGAAAACAAAGAGAAACGAUGACGGCAAAGGACUAGGGAUGCAGUUAAAAGGGCCUCUGGGGUCCGCCCCUGAGCUGAAAUCUGCAGCCAGCUGCUCUGUGUACCCGGGUAGAGAGAGCUCCAGACCGGGGCCUUCCAGGGGCUCUGAGAACCCUGUCUCCGGCCCGCAGUCAGCAGCCGACCAUUUGGAAGAAGAACUCGAUCUGCUGCUUAAUUUAGAUGCGCCUGUAAAAGGUGACAUCCUACCAGAUCAGACAUCUCAGGACCUGAAAGCGGAGGAAGACGGGAAGAGGGCUCAGGAGGGAGAAGCUCCUGUAAAACCAUCAGUGACAGAGGAAAAGAAUGUGGGAUCUGAGCAACCAAGUACAUCGAAAAAUGUUACUGAGGAAGACCUUGAAGACUGGUUGGACAGCAUGAUUGCCUAAAAAAAAAAAAAGUGCCUGAAGCAAAUUUUGGUUGCCUUGUAAGUGAGCAAGGGAACAAGGAUGUUAUUUCAGAACAACUUAUUCACAAGCAUGCCCCAAGCUUGUAAAUGCCCCGUUAGGCUAACCGUAGUAAAGGCCUACCUCUGUGUUUGACAACAUGUCAAAUAAUACGUCUAAGAGGCGCAGUGCAUUUGUUUUCUGGUUUAGAAAUCUAACAGACUUCCGUUAGGGUCGGGGGCGUUACUGUGAUAGUAUAUGGUCUUUGUUUCCAGCCUCCUUCCCCUCAAUGUUGACAGCACAUCAGGUACUGCUGAUUAAGAGAAUGUAUGCAAACGAGGCGUACACUGGUCAAAAUAAACAAAUGCUGAUCUGUGGGUUUUUUCUUUCUUGA
Loxodonta africana (African savanna elephant) is the source of this 1708-nucleotide messenger RNA. It is a transcript of the gene AVEN, whose product is annotated as apoptosis and caspase activation inhibitor. NCBI's taxonomy places the organism in Eukaryota, Metazoa, Chordata, Mammalia, Proboscidea, Elephantidae. The coding region runs from base 1 to 1317 and encodes 438 amino acids. Gene Ontology annotation, biological process: negative regulation of G2/M transition of mitotic cell cycle. The record is from RefSeq and is a predicted model, not a curated record. The transcript has 6 exons.